Molecule: messenger RNA, 808 nt
Organism: Guillardia theta CCMP2712
Lineage: Eukaryota; Cryptophyceae; Pyrenomonadales; Geminigeraceae
Exons: 4
Coding region: 53-769 (238 amino acids)
Source: RefSeq, a predicted model, not a curated record
AGAUCAAAUAGGUGCUCUGCUCUGCUCUGCUCUGCUCUGUUCAGACUCGAAAAUGGGUUCGUUUUCUGCAAUCGCCGCUGUCCUCGUCAUCGUCAACGUCUGUCAUGGUUUCGUCCCCACCAGCCUGCCUCUUGCUCAACAACCGAUGCUUGCACGAAUCUCAGCGUCCCAGAAACUGCAGAGGAAGGCGAGCCUUGCCAUGUCCCCGAACGUGAGAGCAGCUCCUGCGAUGAGUUUGUCUCGUUCUGAGUCCAGCAACAUCGUUUCGCCCGUACUUGGCUUCAUGAGCAAGUUCAAGUCUCUCUUUGUCAGCUCCUUCCUCCUGUUCGCGCUCAUGCUGGGCGCCCCCAUGGAUGCUGAGGCUCUCACCCAAAAGAAGUCGAAGAGUGGAGGCCGAGUGGGCGGAGGAAGUUUCCGCAAGAGCUCUCCCGAGCUCUCUCGCCGUGCUGAUGCCACUCCUGGUGCCGCUGGUGUUGCCGGUGCUGCUGCUCCUGGAACUGCAAUGGGGGCCACUGCUGCACACUCGACUCACACGACCGUGAUCGUGGCUCAGCCCUCCCCCUUCGGAGGCUUGUUCUCCCCUUUUGGUGGUUUCUCGCCAUUCGGAGGGUUCGGCUUCUCUCCCUUCGGCAUGCCGGUCUUCUCCCCCUUCUCGUUCUCUCCCUUCGGCUUCGGGCUCUUCACUAUCCGUCCCAUGAUCGCGCUUGGCACCUUUGCUGCGGUCAGCAUGGUCAUGUUCAUCAUGAUUUUCUUCAGCACCCGUCGGUAAUGUACGUCUUUUUAAGAAUAAAUCUUCAGAUGUAAGGAA